Messenger RNA from Saccharomyces paradoxus, 885 nucleotides. It is a transcript of the gene SBP1, whose product is annotated as Sbp1p. Bases 1 to 885 code for a protein of 294 amino acids. Gene Ontology annotation, molecular function: mRNA binding. Gene Ontology annotation, cellular component: ribonucleoprotein complex; nucleus; cytoplasm. NCBI's taxonomy places the organism in Eukaryota, Fungi, Ascomycota, Saccharomycetes, Saccharomycetales, Saccharomycetaceae. The transcript has a single exon. The record is from RefSeq and is a predicted model, not a curated record.
AUGUCUACUGAAAUUGAAGAAGCUACUAAUGCCGUAAACAACUUGAGCAUCAACGACUCCGAACAACAACCUAGGGCCCCUACUCAUAAGACAGUAAUUGACCCUGAGGAUACAAUCUUUAUUGGCAACGUUGCUCACGAAUGUGCCGAAGACGACUUGAAGCAACUGUUUGUGGAGGAAUUCGGGGAUGAAGUCAGCGUAGAGAUCCCAGUUAAGGAACACACCGACGGUCAUAUUCCAGCUAGUAAACACGCUCUGGUUAAGUUCCCAAGCAAAAUUGACUUCGAUGAUAUCAAGGAGAAGUACGACACGAAAGUGGUUAAGGACAGAGAAAUUCAUAUUAAGAGAGCAAGAACUCCCGGCCAGAUGCAGAGAGGAGGCUUCAGAGGCAGAGGCGGUUUCAGAGGCAGAGGCGGAUUCAGAGGCGGCUUCAGAGGCGGAUUCAGAGGAGGUUUCAGAGGCAGAGGGAACUUCAGGGGUAGAGGUGGUGCCAGAGGUGGUUUUAAUGGGCAAAAAAGGGAAAAAAUUCCAUUAGACCAAAUGGAAAGAUCAAAAGAUACCUUAUAUAUCAACAACGUCCCAUUCAAAGCUACCAAAGAGGAAGUCGCUGAAUUUUUCGGUACUAACGCCGACUCCAUCUCUUUACCAAUGAGAAAAAUGAGAGAUCAACACACUGGCAGAAUCUUCACAUCCGAUUCUGCUAAUAGAGGUAUGGCAUUCGUCACUUUCGAUGGUGAAAACGUCGAUAUUGAAGCUAAAGCUGAAGAAUUUAAAGGCAAGGUUUUCGGCGACAGGGAGUUAACUGUAGACGUUGCUGUUAUUAGACCAGAGAAUGAUGAAGAAGAGGUUGAGCAAGAAACUGGUUCUGAAGAAAAGGAAGAAUGA